This is a messenger RNA of Talpa occidentalis (Iberian mole), 2945 nucleotides long. RefSeq names its product chromodomain Y like (gene CDYL). Gene Ontology annotation, cellular component: nucleus. The record is from RefSeq and is a predicted model, not a curated record. Gene Ontology annotation, molecular function: transcription corepressor activity. Lineage: Eukaryota; Metazoa; Chordata; Mammalia; Eulipotyphla; Talpidae.
GCCAGCGCGCUGCCCGGCGGGGCCCCCAGGAGCAGCCAUGGGCCUGAGCAGCAGCGUGCCUUUCCCUGAGCAGGAUCUGCCCUGCAAAGUUCUGGAGGAAUGGAAGCCUCCUGCCGUCGAAGUCAGCCAGGUGGAGCGCAUCGUGGACAAGCGGCGCAGCCGGAAGGGGCGCACGGAGUACCUGGUGCGCUGGAAGGGCUACGACAGCGACGACGACACGUGGGAGCCCGAGCAGCACCUGGCCAACUGCGAGGAGUACAUCCACGACUUCCACCGGCGCCACCCCGAGCGCCCGCGCGAGCCCGCGCCGCGCGCGCCCCGCGCGCCCCCGCACAGCGCGCGCAAGCACGUGUCGCGGCCGGGGCCCCCCGCGCCGCCCCCGCGCGCGGCCGCGCGCGCCCCGGGGCUGCCCCGCGAGCCCGAGCCGCGGCCCGCGCCGCCCGCCGCCGCGCAGAAGCCGCGCCGCGCCGGCCGGGGCAUGGACCUGGCGCGCUCGGGCAUCAAGAUCCUCGUGCCCAAGAGCCCGCUCAAGGGCCGGCCCGCGGCGGACGGCGCGCCGGGCCCCGGCGCCGAGCCCCCGGCCCCCGCCGAGCGGCCGCCCGAGGACGCGGCGGCGCCCCCCGAGCCGCGCCCGCGCCCGCGGCCGGCGCCCGAGCGGCCGGCGGGGGCCCUGCUGGGCCCGGGCGCCGAGCGCGCGCGCAUGGGCAGCCGGCCGCGGGCCCCCCUGGCGCCGCAGCCGGCCGCGCCCGUGGCGGCCGUCGUGGCCACCGGCCUGGCCGUGAACGGGAAAGGCUCGUCGCCCUUCAUGGACGCGCUGACGGCCAACGGCACGGCCGGCCUGCAGACGUCGGUGGGCAGCGUGGCCGCGGGCAAGAGGAAGCUGCUGGACGAGCGCCGCGACCAGCCCUUCGACAAGCGGCUGCGCUUCAGCGUGCGCCAGACGGAGAGCGCCUACCGCUACCGCGACGUGGUGGUGCGCAAGCAGGAGGGCUUCACGCACGUGCUGCUGUCCACCAAGUCCUCGGAGAACAACUCGCUGAACCCCGAGGUGAUGAAGGAGCUGCAGAGCGCGCUGAGCACGGCGGCCGCCGACGACAGCAAGCUGGUGCUGCUCAGCGCCGUGGGCAGCGUCUUCUGCUGCGGCCUGGACUUCAUCUACUUCAUCCGGCGGCUCACGGAUGACCGGAAGCGGGAGAGCACCAGGAUGGCCGAGGCCAUCAGGACCUUCGUGAACACUUUCAUCCAGUUCAAGAAGCCCAUCAUCGUGGCGGUCAACGGCCCAGCCAUCGGCCUGGGGGCGUCCAUCCUGCCGCUGUGCGACGUGGUGUGGGCCAACGAGAAGGCCUGGUUCCAGACGCCCUACACCACCUUCGGGCAGAGCCCGGACGGCUGCUCCACCGUCACCUUCCCCCGCAUCAUGGGGGGUGCCUCCGCCAAUGAGAUGCUGCUGAGCGGGCGGAAGCUGACGGCGCAGGAGGCCUGCGGCAAGGGCCUGGUCUCGCAGGUGUUCUGGCCGGGCACCUUCACCCAGGAGGUCAUGUUCCGCAUCAAGGAGCUGGCCGCCUGCAACCCCGUCGUGCUGGAGGAGUCGAAGGCGCUGGUGCGCUGCUCCAUGCGGGCGGAGCUGGAGCAGGCCAACGAGCGGGAGUGCGAGGCCCUGCGCAAGGUGUGGGGCUCGGCCCAGGGCAUGGACUCGAUGCUCAAGUACCUGCAGAGGAAGAUCGACGAGUUCUGAGCCCCACGGCCCGGACGCCGCGCCAGGCCUGGAAGCAGGGCGCCGCCGCCGAGCUAUUUAUUACCCAGGAGUUCUACGUACUGUAACUUUAAAUAAAUAACUACAAAGCUCCUUCGUUCGACGUCGUCAUUUUGUGCCCAGCUCCCCGCCGUGUGCAAAGCGCGGGGCCGGCGCCCCCCUCCCGUCUCUCUCUCUGGCUGGCGUCUCAGGGCCCGGGGGCAGGUCGAGGACACGUCCUCGGUGGUGCUGCGAUCACCGUCCCUGCGGGAACAGGCCCGCAGGCUGCGGGCGGGCCUCGCCCCGGCCCAGGCAGAGAGAGAGACCGAGCGGGCCCCCCGGGUCCCCAGACCCAGCCGCGUGAGCCUCCCGCACGAGCGAUUUCGCCGCGGAGCCGCGCGGGCCUGCCCCGGCUCGUGCACACUUGGGCGCGAGCGGAGAAGCGGCCUCCUCUUGUUCCUCUGCUCUGUUCGGUCUCACCCAGUUGUCACGAAGAAGCCGCCGCGCCUGGAGAAAAGGCUCUGGUUUCGGGGUCACCGGCGGCGCCCUGGCUGCCUGGUGUCGGCCGGCGGCGGCGGGAGGGGGCUUCAGUCGUUGGUUUCUCUGACCCUUUGGGGAACGGCUGCGAGGGCUGCUUUGUGUCUGGGUGAGACGGUCCCUUCUUUGCGGAUUUGGUUUGUCUCCAGGCGUGACCGCUGUAUCACACCAAAAAGUCUCAAGUAUUUCUAUGUUUAUAAAGUGUCAUUUUUACGUUCACUUAGACUAUAUUUUAUUUAAUAAGUUAAGAUUCCUGGCCACACUAUUACAUGCAGAAACUCCUUUUGAACAAAAAAGAAAACUACCUUCUCCCCGGCACCCCGCGCUGGGCCGGUGGCCGUGGCUGACGAGGGUGUCCCCUGUGUCCGUGGGGGGCCUGUCCCCCUUCAGGCGGCUGCCGACCCUGUGCCCCGAGCUUGCAAUCACGUUGAAUGUAUGAGGACAUAAUAAAAUCAGAACCUUAUUUUUGUACAGUUUUGAAGUUUAUACUUAGAAACCGGCGCCCCCCCAUCAGAGGGGUGACUGGUGGGGGGCUCGGACAGUAUUUUUGCAUCUGUGGGACCUACUUUUUCGUUCCGUAGUUUGAACUAUAUAUAAACUGUACAAUCUGUAAAGUUUUUAUAGAAUAAAUAUUCGGCUGUGAAGACAGGUUAAAUAAAACUAAUAUUUCUUAACA